ACAGAGAGUCCAGAGCAGUUGUCUGUUGAUUGUUAUUCUCUGGCCAGUCGAAGGCCUCUGCUCACCAUUUAUCAAGGCAGAUCUAAAACAUUCUAUGAAAGGAUAAAAUACACGAAAAGAAAUGAAACCCCGAUGACUGCCAUAUUAUACAACGUGACAGAACUGCAAGCUGCUACAAACAACUUCAGUGAAGACAACCUUCUCAGAAUGGGUACCUUUGGUCCCAUCUACAAAGGCGUGUUCCCUGAUGGGCAGAUUUUGGCUGUGAAUAUUAUUGAGAUGGCGCCGCUGUCCCUAUGUGAAGAAGACCUAUUUCUGGAUGUAAAUAGCAGUGUAUCUCAUUUAAGGCAUCCAAACAUCGCAAGCCUUUUAGGCUACUGUGUGGAGCAUGGCAAGCACUUCCUCGUCUACGCCUAUGUCGGGAAUGUGUCUCUUGUUGUUGCCCUGCAUAGUACUCAAGACAUUGGCAAGACUCUUACAUGGAAUGAUUGCUUGAGGAUUUCUAUUGGUGUAGCCUGUGCUCUUGAGUAUUUGCACUGUACAUGUGUACCUCCUAUUGCACAUGGAGAUGUAAUGGCUGCCAAUAUCUUCCUUGAUCAUAAGCUUGUCCCCCAUCUCCGCAACUGUGGGUUGGUCAAUCUGAGGCCCCUUAUUCGAAUUAAGAUGGAGGCUUAUGAAACGGCAUCCGAUUCCUUGGGUUACACAGCUCCUGAAUUUCGACAGCCUGGAUUUGAUAUUGAUAUGACAAAGUGCAACACUUAUGGAUUUGGAGUAUUGCUGUUGGAGCUCCUGACUGGAAAGAAACCAUAUGACAGUUCAAAGGCAGGAGAUUGGCAGUUUUUGGUGAAGCGGGCUGGUAGCCGCUUACAUGAUUUUGAAUCUCUUAACAGCAUGGUCGAUGCUGCAAAUCUGCAAUCAAGGGCCAAUGCACCUCGAAGUCUUUAUCCCGAUUUGCGGAUACCAUCAGCUAUUGCAUUCAGCCCCAGCCGGAAUUGAGACCUCCAAUGUCUCAGGUUUCUGAAAUGCUGGUUUGUGUGCUUCACCAAACGGAAUCCAGCAGACAUGACUGAGAUGCCUUUGAUGUCUUCAUUCCAGACGGCCCCAGUGGAUACACAUUGUAAGCAAUUAUACGGU
This is a messenger RNA of Magnolia sinica, 1134 nucleotides long. RefSeq names its product protein STRUBBELIG-RECEPTOR FAMILY 2-like. The record is from RefSeq and is a predicted model, not a curated record. Gene Ontology annotation, cellular component: plasma membrane. The transcript has 6 exons. NCBI's taxonomy places the organism in Eukaryota, Viridiplantae, Streptophyta, Magnoliopsida, Magnoliales, Magnoliaceae. Gene Ontology annotation, molecular function: ATP binding; protein kinase activity. Bases 133 to 996 code for a protein of 287 amino acids. Gene Ontology annotation, biological process: protein phosphorylation.